AAUUUUAAUUUUCAGAUUUCACAUAUUAUUUGCAUUAGAUAAUGUAAUUAACAAGUAUGGGCAUAAAUUAGUGAAGUGCUUGAAUAGGCUCAUUUGUAUUAGUGAUAAGCAUAAAUUGAUUCAAGCAUUUUAUAGGAGACAAGUUACAUUAUUAUUUGCCUUUAUACUCAUCAUUUAUGGCACAGUUUAUUAUGUUUCACAUCAGUGUAUAGAUUAGCCUCUGAACCAAGCAAAUAAUUGGUUGACAAUGACAUGCAAUUUCUUAUACUGAAUGUUAUAUUUUUUAGCUUUGGGGGCAAAGGUAGCACCCAGUAUACCGUUAAGGGAUCACACAAAGAAUUUCCACAGGAGCUUUUCCACGAGUUGAAACUCAUCUGUCAGUUGCAGCAGCCAAGCAAGUACCAGUACCAUGAGCAACUUUGGGAUUCUCCUUUCAGCCAUGCCUUACCCAGAUGUCAUUGUCUUUCCUAGUAGUGCAGAAAUCAUCAGACAUAUCUCCUCUAUUUUUUACUGGUGUGUUAGAGGCUGUGGUAGCUGCCUUGUUUAUGAAUAUUUAUAUUGUUGGAUUGAAUCAAUUGUCGGAUAUUGAAAUAGACAGGAUAAACAAGCCAUAUCUUCCAUUGGCAUCCGGUGAAUAUUCUGUUGGAACUGGUGUCACAAUUGUUGCAUCAUUUUCAUUUCUGAGUUUUUGGCUUGGUUGGAUUGUAGGUUCAUGGCCAUUUUUUGGGCUCUUUUCAUCAGUUUUGUGCUUGGGACUGCUUAUUCAAUUGACAAAUUGGUGGUAUUUCCUCUCAAACUUCAAAAUUUAUGGAUUUUGAAUAAUUAUAUGGGGAACUGUUUGGAUAAGGAUCUGUAGCUGCAUUGAACUUGGUUGACUGGUUUAAGGGAAUGGUAAUAAGUCGUCGCAGCAAUGAGCUAGUCAAGCAGAUAAAUACAUUUUUCUAGGAUUAGUAUAAGGACUAAGUUUUUUAUGUACAUAGUAUCACUUUUUCUUUUCUUUUUUAUAUGGAAUGUUUAUAGAGUUUAAGUGCUAUAAGUAUUUUUUUUUCCAUUUUAUUUGCAUCACGAAGCAAAUUUGUACAAUGAUUAUUGAUUAAUGAAAGAGACUAUAAAAUUUU
Messenger RNA from Arachis ipaensis, 1118 nucleotides. Lineage: Eukaryota; Viridiplantae; Streptophyta; Magnoliopsida; Fabales; Fabaceae. The record is from RefSeq and is a predicted model, not a curated record.